CGAUUCUUUGGUGUUUUGUGGUCCAAGCAGAAGCCGCUCACCAAAAUGACAGCAAAGAAGUCUGGCUCACGACUGGAGACCGAGAUAGAGCGGUGCCGUUCAGAGGGACAGUGGGAUAAGAUACCGGAGUUGGUUCGACAACUCUCGGCUAAGUUGAUAUCAAACGAUGACCUCGGAGAGUUGUUGUUGGGGGAAUGCAAGCUUCUGACAUACCUGAAGGAGAAUCCAAUUAAACAGGGCGCGAGUCCGAGGGGUCCACGACCAAAACUGGUAGAGGUCAGGAAGCACCUCACUGCUGCUCUGGACAGAGGAAACCUCAAGGCUGAUUACCUCCAGGAAGCGAGUCUUCUCAUGGCCAAACUCAGUUAUGUCGAGGCAGAAUACAGAGACGCCUUAGGUCACUAUAACAGGGUGAAUAUGGAUGACAUGCAGCUGGCGGGAGCUCCAGUAUAUAGGCUUUCUAUGAUAGCAGAAGCCUAUGCCACUAAAGGCUUGUGUCUAGAGAAAGUCCCAGCUGCCUCUCCACUGCUGUCCAAUAAGAACGCCGGUUCGCCUUCCUCCAAUCGUAACAGAACUGAACGAGAGCAAGAAAUAAUCACCUGCUAUGAAAAGUCGGGAGACAUUGCUCUGCUGUACCUUCAGGAGGCUGAGAAGGCAUUGUCAGCUGGAAUUCAGAAUCGCAGCCCAAAGCCUGGUCCGACUUCCCAGGACCAGGAACUGGGUUACUUCCUUGAGACAGGCCUACAGAGAGCUCAUGUCAUCCAUUUUAAGAAUGGAAACCUGACGCAAGGUGUUGGGCGAUUUCGAGAAAUUCUUCGAGCCGUUGAGACCAGAACAACACAGAACCUGCGCAUGACCAUAGCGAGACAGCUUGCAGAAAUCUUGCUCCGAGGAAUGUGCGAACAGAGUUACUGGUCUCCUGUGGAAGACCCACCCACUGUGUCACCGCUGGACGAUCCCACGCGGCAAGGACACAUCCAAAGCAAGAAGUACAGCUUAAGCCGACGCCCACGAGUGUACUCAGGAGAGAAUCUUUUUUGCCCCCAGGAGAACACAGAAGAAGCAUUAUUGCUACUCCUCAUCAGUGAGUCCAUGGCUAAUCGUGAUGCUGUCCUAAGCAGGAUUCCCGAACACAACAAUGACCGAAUCAUUAGUCUACAGUCUGCCUCAGUGGUGUACGACCUGCUAACUAUAGCUUUGGGCAGGAGAGGGCAGUAUGAGAUGCUGUCGGAGUGUUUGGAGCGAGCCAUGAAGUUUGCGUUUGAGGAGUUCCACUUGUGGUACCAGCUUGCACUAUCUUUAAUGGCUGCUGGGAAAUCCGCUCGUGCUGUUAAAGUUCUGAAGGAGUGUAUUCGUCUAAAGCCAGACGACCCCACCAUACCCCUGCUGGCUGUCAAACUGUGUAUCGGACCCCUGCACUGGCUGGAUGAGGGCGAGUGCUUUGCCAAAAUGGUGAUUGACAUGGGGGAGAAAGCAGCCGAGUUUCGAGCAAAAGGCUACUUGGCUGUUGGACUGGUUUACAGCCUCAAAGCCACAGAUGCAUCAUUGCGAAGCACCCAAGAAGAGUAUCAGAGGAAAGCUUUGGGAGCCUUCCAGAGAGCUCAGAGUUUGUCUCCAACAGACCAUCUAGCAGCCUUCUACCUCGCACUGCAGCUGGCUGUGUCCAGACAGAUUCCCGAGGCGCUAGGCUAUGUUCGACAGGCGUUGCAGCUUCAAGGGGAUGAUGUUCACUCCCUUCACCUGCUGGCCCUGCUGCUCUCAGCACAGAAACACUACCAGGAUGGUCUCAAUAUUAUAGAAAUGGCCCUGUCUGAGUAUCCAGAGAACUUCAAUUUGCUCUAUACAAAGGUCAAGUUGGAGAGUAUGUGCAGAGGAUCAGAAGACGCUUUGCUCACCUGCAAACACAUGCUGCAGAUCUGGAAGAGCUUUUACAACCUUACAAAUCCCAGUGAUUCGGGACGUGGUAGCAGUCUGUUGGAUAGAGCUGUAGCGGAUCGACGACAGCUCAACGCCAUGACUCUGCCAGACUUCAGUGACCCAGAUACUGCCUCAGGUUCUUCCUCCUCUCAUACUGGUUCGGAACCAGUAUCACCCACUUCCCCCUCCACCAUAUCCACGCUGCCCUCCCCGCUUUCGUCCCCGCUCUCGUCCCCAUUGUCCUCCUCUUCUUCCCCAGUUUUCAUCCUUCUGCCUCCUCCUCCACCCAAAAAAUCUUCCUUCUUGCCUCCUCCUUCUCCUACUCUUCCUCCUCCCCUGAUGACCACCAAAGCAAGGACUCACUCCUUUAGCAACCACGUCACUCUUCACCAACUUUCUUCCAACUGCGGCCCUCAGGACGCUAACACGCUUGGUUUUUCUUCCAUGUUUUCUGUUUGUUCUGUGCAUGCAACAUCAAUAGCAGCAAGCCGUGUGGAGCAGGCGUUGUCUGAGGUGGCCUCCUCCCUGCAGAGUAGUGCCCCUAAGCACGGACCCCUGCACCCCUGGAUGACUCUGGCUCAGAUCUGGCUGCAUGCAGCUGAGGUAUACAUCAGCAUGUCGAAGCCUGCUGAAGCAUCGGCCUGCACUCAAGAAGCCGCCAACCUCUCUCCCACAUCCCAUAACGUGCUCUUCAUGAGGGGGCAGAUCGCAGAGCUCAGGGGCAACAUAGACGAGGCUAAGCGCUGGUAUGAAGAAGCCCUGUCCAUCAACCCGACGCAUGUCAAAACCAUGCAGAGACUGGGUCUUAUUCUCCACCAGCUGCAACGCUACAGUUUGUCAGAAAAAGUUUUGAGGGAUGCAGUGCAGGUCAACAGUACGGCUCAUGAUGUGUGGAACAGCCUCGGUGAGGUGUUGCAAGCUCAAGGGAACGCCGCUGCCGCUACGGAGUGCUUCCUCACCGCUUUGGAGCUGGAGGCCAGCAGCCCUAUCCUCCCCUUCACUAUCAUUCCUAGAGCAUUAUGAGACACACAAACACACACACACACACACACACAGUGUAGCGUACUGGAGCACAAAAACAGGCCUGCGACAAAUUCACACACCAAAUACGGAGCAUGCCUGCAUGACACUUGCGCACACAUUAUAGUCAAAUGACAAAGCCUCCCUUCCCAUAAUGCCUUGCUGGAACCCCCCCCCCCCCCCCCUCCCACCUCCGGCGAUGCUGUUUUGUCAUGUUUGGGUGUGUUUGUGUUCUAUUUACGGUGCAUUUUGACUCAUUUCCUACCUGAAGAAGAAGAGUUUACAUUCUGUUUACGUCGUUCGCAUACUGUAUGUGAUUCAAGCACUGACAGCGACGACAACAAACACAAGUGCGUGUCUUGAUGACACUUGGUUAGAGCCAAGCGAUUUGAUUCGCCAAAAUCUGCACAUACUAUACACACACAGUAACAUAACGCUGGCCACUUUCUGCUAGCCGGAAUGCCAAAAUACAAUACAGAAUCUAGCGUUCCAAUGCAAGUACUGUACAGUGGUACCUCGAUUUAGAAGUGCUCACACUUACCAGCUUUUCGAAAUACUAGCCAUUGCUCGGCCAAUUUCUUUUUCUUUUCUUCUUUUUAGGCAGUUAGCUAGUGGGGGUAAGCAGUAUAGAAAAUGGAUGGAUGAAGAAUUCUUCCGACAAAGGGUCAAGUGCUUACUUUAAGCUGUUUAUUGCCACUCCAAGUUGAUGUUUAGUGUAAAACUAAACAUAAACCAAAGAAUUUCACUUUGUGUAUUUAACCAAACCACAAUCAGCCACGGUAAAAAAUGCUUAGACCACCCUUAUUUCUUCAAUGUCAUUUUAAUGCCUGGUACCACUAAAGGUCUAUUACCUGAAGAAUACAUAAUCUUAAUUGUAUUAUUAAAUAUGAUUUUCGUUGUCAAGAAAACCAUUGAAAAUGGCUAGAUAUCAGCUCUUAAAUUAAACUCUUAUGAGCUAUUUUUGUUGUCGCCAUUAUGUUUGUCCAAAAAAAUGUACCUUUGGUUGUACCAGAUGUUAAAAAUGAGCAAGAAAAUUAAGAAAUAAGGGUGGUGUAAUCAUUUUAUCCAUGACUUUAACUUUGCCUCACAGAAGUCCACUAACUUAAUACUAACACACAAUGCAAAACACCAUAGACAGGCAAACUAAACUAGCAGCGAUGUCGUGUGAGGUAUAACCCUGUUUGGACACAAAUAGUGUGGCAGCACAGGUAUAUACUCGUAAACCUCUGUGGAAACGACUAAUAUUACUCCGCCUUAGUUGUAACUGUCUUUGUUUUUUGUUUUUUUUUCUCCCCGUCAAGGCACGCACACCAGAAGGAGACCCAUUGACUUGAAACAUGAAUGAUACAACACUAUUUUUUGUAUUUAUAAAAGCAUUACAUAUUUUGUGGGGGGUGUCGUUUGGGGGCUGGAAUGGUUUAUUGGCAUUUCAAUGGGGAAAGAUGAUUUGUGAUAGGAGUAUUUUGAGUUAAGAGCCUAUUCAAGUAACAAAUUAAACUCACAAGUCGAGGUGCCACUGUACAUUGAAUUUUUUAAGCGUAACUGUGUUUCUAUAAGUUGUUGGAAAUGUUGCCUGUAUGUUGUAUUAUGCUGGUUCUCAUUGAGAUUAUUUUACUGUAAGCCAAUAAAGUAGCUGCACCUGUUUGCCAAGAUUGAAAUGAGAUUGUCUAAAUAGUACCUGAACCUUUUGCCACCAGCAACUAGCCUGGCCUCACCUUGCCUGUUCGCCACGAAGCUACAGGCCUUAGUUUUAUGUCACAUUUUGGACACAUAAUCAGUAUUUACUGUACACUGUCAAGUCACAAAAGGGUGCAAAUAAGCAUAUUUGCCUAAAUAAUUGUUAAAUCGGCACCUGCAAACAAAUGAAAAACUAUUUGGGAGGAAGUUGUUGUCAAAUCUCCUUUUUUUUGUGAUGUGUGAACUGUAAAUGCACCUGUACAUGUACAACCCAAAUUCCAAUGAUGUUGGGACGUUGUGUUAAACAUAAAUAAAAACAGAAUACAAUGAUUUGCAAAUCAUGUUCAACCUAUAUUUAAUUGAAUACACUACAAAGACAAGAUAUUUAAUGUUCAAACUGAUAAACCUUAUUGUUUUCAGCAAAUAAUCAUUAACUUAGAAUUUUAUGGCUGCAACAUGUUCCAAAAAAGCUGGGACAGGUGGCAAAAAAGACUGAGAAAGUUGAGGAAUGCUCAUCAAACACCUGUUUGGAACAUCCCACAGGUGAACAGGCUAAUUGGGAACAGGUGGGUGCCAUGAUUUUGUAUAAAAGGAGCUUCCCUUAAUUGCUCAGUCAUUCACAAGCAAAGCUGGGGCGAGGUUCACCUCUUUGUGAACAAGUGCGUGAGAAAAUAGUCGGAAAAGUUUAAGGACAAUGUUUCUCAAUGUACAAUUCCAAGGAAUUUAGGGAUUUCAUCAUCUACAGUCCAUAAUGUCAUCAAAAGGUUCUGAUAAUCUGGAGAAACCACUGCAUGAAAGCGGCAAGGCCAGAAACCAACAUUGAAUGCCCGUGACCUUCGAUCCCUCAGGCAGCACUGCAUCAAAAACUGACAUCAAUGUGUAAAGGAUAUCACCACAUGGGCUCAGGAACACUUCAGAAAACCAAUGCCAGUACAUACAGUUCGGCGCUACAUCCGUAAGUGCACCUUGAAACACGACUAUGCAAAGCAAAAGCCAUUGAUCAACAACACCCAGAAACGCCACCGGCUUCUCUGGGCCCGAGCUCAUCUAAGAUGGACUGAUGCAAAGUGGAAAAGUCUUCUGUGGUCCGACGAGUCCACAUUUCAAAUUGUUUUUGGAAAUUGUGGCUGUCGUGUCCUCCGGGCCAAAGAGGAAAAGAACCAUCCGGACUGUUAUGGACGCAAAGUUCAAAAGCCAGCAUCUGUGAUGGUAUGGGGCUGUGUUAGUGCCAAUGGCAUGGGUAACUUACACAUCGGUGAAGGCACCAUUAAUGCUGAAAGGUACAUACAGGUUUUGGAGAAACAUGUUGCCAUCCAAGCAACGUCUUUUUCAUGGACGCCCCUGCUUAUUUCAGCAAUAAAAUGCCAAACCACAUUCUGCACGUGUUACAACAGCGUGGCGUCGUAGUUAAAGAGUGCGGGUACUAGACUGGCCUGCCUGCAGUCCAGACCUGUCUCCCAUUGAAAAUGUGUGGCGCAUUAUGAAGCUUAACAUACGACAACGGAGAGCCCGGACUGUUGAACAGCUGAAGCUGUACAUCAAGCAAGAAUAGGAAAGAAUCCCACCUACAAAGCUUCAACAAUUAGUGUCCUCAGUUCCAAAACGUUUAUUGAAUGUUGUUAAAAGAAAAGGUGAUGUAACACAUUGGUAAACAUGACCCUGUCCCUGCUUUUUUGGAACGUGUUGCAGCCAUAAAAUUCUAAGUUAAUAAAAUUUCUUGUUUUUAGCAAAUAAUCUUCCGUUUGAACAUUAAAUAUCUUGUCUUUGUAGUGUAUUCAAUUCUAUAUAGGUUGAACAUGAUUUGCAAAUCAUUGUAUUCUGUUUUUAUUUGUUUAACACAACAUCCCAACUUCAUUGGAAUUAGGUUUGUACAUGUAUCUGCUUUAAAUGUAGUUCAGAUUUUUUUUUUUACAGCAAAUUCAAAGUGUAAUGGUUGUAUAUUUUAUCGUGCCAUGUGUAUUAUUGUUAGAAAUAAAAUUAUUCUAUUUUCUGCACAGAGCACGAUGUUACUGAGAUGCUGCCAGAGAAAUGUACAUUAUACGGAUUCGCCGAGUGGCUCAUUGUUCCUUUCAUGCUGUAAAUGGAUGACUGAGCUGAGAAUGAUAAUAAAAGUCGAUUAUAUGUCUCGA
Phyllopteryx taeniolatus (common seadragon) is the source of this 6743-nucleotide messenger RNA. It is a transcript of the gene ttc7b, whose product is annotated as tetratricopeptide repeat domain 7B. Gene Ontology annotation, biological process: phosphatidylinositol phosphate biosynthetic process; protein localization to plasma membrane. The transcript is spliced from 23 exons. Gene Ontology annotation, cellular component: plasma membrane. Gene Ontology annotation, molecular function: protein binding. The coding region runs from base 46 to 2940 and encodes 964 amino acids. The record is from RefSeq and is a predicted model, not a curated record. NCBI's taxonomy places the organism in Eukaryota, Metazoa, Chordata, Actinopteri, Syngnathiformes, Syngnathidae.